AUGUCGAAGCGCACAGCAGACCACCAGGACGAUGCGCCGCUCAAGGGCGGCGAGCGCCCCGAUCAGAUGGACGUUGAUAUGGACAAGGACAUGGGCGAGUUCGAAGAUGAGUUUGAAGAUGAAUUCGAGAGCGAAGACGAAAUUAUCGAGGCCGGCGUGGAUGGACGGCCAGACGCCGAAAGAGAGGCUGAAGAGAAAGAGCACGCCAUGGAAGUCGACCAGGGAACCUUCAUCGUCGGACGAAGCAAGCUCGAGCCCGGCCAGACCCUGGCACCCGAUCUGACCACCUACGAAAUGCUGCACGGCCUCAACACGCCCUGGCCGUGCUUGUCCUUUGACAUUGUCAAGGAUUCCCUCGGCGACAACCGCAAAGCCUACCCCCACACCAUGUACACCGUUACGGGCACGCAAGCCGAGUCGGCCAAGGCCCACGAGAACGAGCUGCUGGUCGUCAAGUUCAGCGGCCUUAGCAAGAUGGAGCGCGGCGACGAGGAGUCUGAUUCCGACGACGACGACGAAGAUUCCGAUCCUAUCCUGGAGAGCAAGUCGAUCCCGCUCAAUUCUUGCACCAACCGUAUUCGCACGCACCAGGUCCCCAACCAAGACCCCUCUCUGCCUCCCACGACGCUUACGGCAACCAUGACCGAGUCCGCGAGCGUCUUCAUCCACGAUGUUACUCCCCACCUCACCUCGUUCGAUACGCCCGGCACUGUCAUCACUGCCCAGCAGAAUAAGCCUAUUUCUACCAUCAGAGCACACAAGUCUGAGGGUUAUGCCGUGGAUUGGUCACCGCUCGUCCCUGGUGGAAAGCUGCUGACUGGCGAUAACGACGGCCUCAUCUACAUGACCACGCGCACUGACGGCGGCGGCUGGGUCACCGACAACAGACCAUUCCAGGGCCAUGCCAGCAGCGUGGAAGAGAUCCAGUGGUCUCCCUCCGAGCAGUCUGUCUUCGCAUCCGCCUCCAGCGACGGCACCGUUCGCAUCUGGGACGUCCGAUCCAAGUCGAGGAAACCCGCAAUCACGGUCCAGGUCUCCAACUACGACGUCAACGUCAUGUCCUGGUCCAAGCACACCACCAACCUGCUCGCCUCUGGAGCCGACGACGGAACAUGGGCUGUCUGGGAUCUCAGAAAUUGGAAGGGUAAUGAUAGCAAGCCCCAGCCUGUGGCCAGCUUCAACUACCACAAGGAGCAAAUCUGCAGUAUCGAGUGGCAUCCCACAGAUGACUCCAUCAUUGCGCUGGCUGCGGGCGACAACACCGUUACGCUAUGGGAUCUGGCAGUCGAGUUGGAUGAUGAAGAGAGCAAGGACACUGCUGGCGUCAAGGACGUGCCGCCUCAGCUGCUGUUUGUUCACUACCUCAAGGAUGUCAGAGAGGUGCACUGGCACCCGCAGAUCCCGGGCAGCUUGAUUGCCACCGGUGAGGAAUUCAGCGUGUUCCGGACUAUCAGUGUUUAA
This is a messenger RNA of Trichoderma gamsii, 1461 nucleotides long. RefSeq lists its product as hypothetical. The record is from RefSeq and is a predicted model, not a curated record. NCBI's taxonomy places the organism in Eukaryota, Fungi, Ascomycota, Sordariomycetes, Hypocreales, Hypocreaceae. The transcript has 2 exons. The coding region runs from base 1 to 1461 and encodes 486 amino acids. Gene Ontology annotation, molecular function: protein binding.